UUGUUCUCUUGAAAAUCAUUUUCUAUGAAACAAAAGAUAAAAAAUCAAACAUAAAUAGACCAGAGGUCACUGAGUGCCUACGGUAGAUGCUGCCAUCUACUUAUUGACUUAUUAGAUGGCGUUGUGGUAUAGGCGCCAUUGGUGUCAUAGUCAAUCACGAAAUGGCGUCAUGUAAUGUUCGUGUUACGCAUCAGGGAAUAAAAAUUAUUAUUCGCAGAAAAUUUCAAUAAGUACGUCGAAAAUUAUAUGAAAAGAUAUGAUAAGAUCAACAAUCACUAAGGUAUAUACAGUUUAGAUAAAUACAAAAUCAUUUAUUAAGUAAAUUUUCUCAACAGUACUCCAAAAAUAUGACGCCAGCAAACAUGGCUGGUAUAGCAUAAUAAUAAACUAGACAAUAACUCGAAGCAUUUUUGUAUCACGAACACGAAGAAAUCAUAAAAAAAACAAUAGAUACAUAGAGAUAUAAGCGAGUCAUUCGGAAAUGUAAAAAGAACUACGAAUGAACAGACGAUAAAACUGGAAAGAGAAGCAAUAGAAUAAGUUGAAGGCAACGCGUCUGCGUGAACGACGCCAUAGAUCUAAUAGUAGUUGACAACAGAUACGAUUUUAGCGGGAGGACGAUGAAGAAGAGUGAGGCUACGACGGAGAAAGAUGGAAAAAGAGAGAGUAAAAAAAUAUACGUGACAUUAUAUCGAAGCAUUAGUUAGAUAAAGAAAGGAGUAUAGCUGUGAAAAAAAGGACGCGGGGUGUGGAGGUUCGGGUUAGCUCGUUCGACCCGUUAUCCUUCCUCCCCUUGAGUCCCGUGACCCCCACCUAGCCUUGCUUCAAUUCCUCCGAGUUUCCCCACUUCUUUGGUAACCAAGUGUUACCCCUACUACAGUAUAUACCUCCCGGCGGGGACGCCAGAUCGUGAUCGCAAGCCGCCUCUCGCAGUAGAGUCGUUUCAUUCCCCUCUUCAUCCCCACCAUCAAACAAAAUACGGUUGGCUAGCGAGCCACGCUACGCUCCCGCCACGGUGACGUCACUUCGUGUAGUGUAGUGCAGUGAGAAGGAGCGAAGCCAGCUCCGUUCGUGUACAUGUUCAAGUUAAAAGAGCGGUUGUUAAACUGUAUACACUAAGUAAUAGGUAGAUACGUAAGUUAUCAACCUAUGGGAUAUAUAAACGCAACAAAGUAAUACUGAAGCGUCUACAAGGAAUUAUAACCUAUUCUUACAUAGUUUCAUCAACGUUGUGUAUUUCACGUAACCGUGUGUGGCAAGUGAUGUGAAAAAGCCUGUCGGAUUAGUAUCAGGCACAUAAAACGGAGUUUGUGUUACGUGCAACAUUAAAUAAAGGAAAAAAUUCCAUCUUUUCUGUCAUAUUGAUUACUGUUAUUAGUAUAAGUUUGUCAAGUGAUAUCAUCAACGAGUUUCAAUCAAGCAAAGGAUAAAGGAAAAAAAUUAUUCGCGAGUGUAAUAUGUUCGAACGAAAUGGAACGAAUCAUCGUCGAGAGUCGUUGUGCCCGGGUGGUGAUGUGUCGUGUAAUUAGGGUCUUUUUAGAUUAGUGUUGUACCAUGUGGCGUCCAGCAACGGUUUUCUUUGCUGCUACCAGUGGUGUAUUAUCCCACGACUCAUUGGCGGUCGCGGUGCUGUUUUAUCGCGAGCGCAUAAAGUUUCGUUUUUUCUGCGCUGCCACGACAACCCCCGUGUAAGGGGUCACCACCUUUUACCAUCUAGUGAUUAGUGACCAGUGUGAUUGAUUGUUUAAAGUGGUGAUUGUUAAAAAGAAGAAUUUCAUUGGAAAAUUCUUCAGUUGUGCAUCAAUAGUACGGUUUUGAAAGAAAAUAAAUAAAUAACGUCUGAAAUAAUUCUUAAAUCGACGGUCAAAUUGAAUUUAACGUGAGUGUGCAUGAGAGCAAGAGAGAUAGCCAAGCAGCGUCUCUCACGCUACGGCUCUGCAAGUGUGUAUUGGUGGUGAAAAGUGUGCCUAAGUGGAAAUUUAUUUGUAUUAAAUAUUAAAAAAUUUUGUUCGAAGUUGUGUGUCGUUGUACAGUGCCGCCAAACGAUAACACAACAUCCGAUCCCAAAUGAAGAGUUCGGAGCAAAAUGGUUAGAGAGACACGUCACCUGUGGGUUGGAAAUCUGCCGGAAAACAUCCGUGAGGAUCGUAUAAGAGAGCAUUUCAAACGGUAUGGACGCGUGCAGAGCGUCAAAUUAUUACCCCGGGGCGAGGAGUGCCCUGUGGACGGCGGAUCCGGAGGUUCACUCGGUGAGGGAAGCGAGGGUGGCUCUGGUACAGGAUCCGGGAGUGGAAGUGCUGGGGGUGGUUCGACGAGUAGCGGGGGUGCCUCAGCGACGGUGGCGUUCAUGGAUAUCAAGUCCGCAGCGAAGGCUCACGCGACUGAACAUACCUUGGACGAAAGAGCCCUUACAACCCAAUACUACGAACCUCAGCAUCUUCAGCAUAGGUUUCCCACGCACGGAAGUUCAGAGGAUCAUGGAUCCAGCGUUAACAGUAGCGCAGGGAGCGGAGUCUCAGGAAGUGUCAGUGUUGGAGUCAGUGAGAGAGGAGUCGAAAGAGUUAGCGAGACUUUCGAGUCACGCGUAUCCCACGGAAGUUUCUACGCCGGUGAUAGAAGUAAUCGAGUGGAACACUCGGUUGAUUCGUCAACGGUCGACCCAGUGGGUUAUAUUCCCCGAGGAAGACCAACACCAACGAGUGGCUACCACGUGACGUCGACGAGGGCGAGGGAUCGGUUGUAUCCACGCACAAGUUCGUACGCUGCCGGUCCACCGCCACCAUCUCAUUUAGAUCGACAUCGAGGUGGUAUUCCUUUAUCGUCUUGGAUUGGUUAUGAGUCAGGAUCGUCGAGGUAUGGAUCAGGACCACCACCCCCAUCACCAGCGGCUACCGAUAGCUAUCAGGAAGAACCUGUUGGCGCGCCCUCGAUUAGGCCGUCGUGGGACAUACCAUCACGCUCUGCUUUUCUGUCAGGUGGUGGAGUCAAUAGCGGGAGUGUCGGUGGGAACAGUGGGAGCGGCGGAAACAGUGGUACACUGAGACAACACAAGAAACAAAGAAGAAAAUCCCGCAGUGGUAGCAGUUCACCAAGUGGUUCCAGUUGUUCUGGAAGCAGUAGCAGCAGUCGAAGUAACAGCUCUGCUGGCAGUUCAUCUGGCGACAGCAGUUCUCCAAGCAGUUCACCUCAUCGUACUGGUAAUGCUGCUGUAUCCGAAGACAGGAGGCCGUUGGCGAUUUGUGUGAGAAAUUUACCAGCAAGAAGUAGCGACACCUCACUCAAAGAUGGACUUUUUCAUGAGUACAAAAAGCAUGGGAAAGUUACGUGGGUUAAAGUGGUUGGUGCAGCAAGUGAUAGGUAUGCACUUGUUUGCUUCAAGAAGCCUGAGGAUGUUGAGAAAGCGCUCGAGGUCUCGCGUGACAAACAGUUCUUUGGAUAUAAGAUUGAGGUGGCGCCUUAUCAAGGAUAUGAUGUUGAUGAUAAUGAGUUUAGGCCGUUUGAGGCUGAACUAGAUGAAUAUCAUCCUAAAGCAACACGAACAUUAUUUAUUGGCAAUUUGGAAAAAGAUGUCACGGCGUCUGAACUCAGGAAGCAUUUCGAGCCAUUUGGAGAAAUUAUCGAAAUCGACAUUAAGAAGCAGGGAGCCGUGUCAAGUUAUGCAUUUUGUCAAUACUCGGAUAUCACUAGUGUUGUUAAAGCAAUGAGGUCGAUGGAUGGUGAGCAUCUUGGUGCAAAUCGUAUUAAGCUCGGUUUUGGUAAAUCCAUGCCGACAACGUGUGUGUGGGUUGAUGGUAUUGGCGAGUGUGUCUCGGAGAAGUACCUGAAUAUGCAAUUUCACCAAUUUGGACCUGUUAACCAAGUGGUGGUAGAUCGUGAACGAGGCCACGCGCUUGUGUUUUUUGAACAAAUUAAUUGCGCUCAAACGGCGGUCAAAGAGAUGAGAGGUGCAUCAUUAAGAGGACGUCGACUACAAGUUGAUUUUGCCUCGCGGGAGUGUCAGGAGACAUUCUACGAACAUCUUGAGCGGCAAGGUGUCACAGGCGAAAAGCCAUGGGAUUCGAGGCCGUCACCCGUAACGACAUUCGAAGUUGCGAGGGAGCGAAGUUUUGAGUCUGCUGUCACCGUACCUAAUUCAGGGAGCUGGUUUACCAGGUAUGAAACACCACCUCGAGCAAGGACAGCGAGUUAUUCUCGGACUCCAGGAGGUGGAAGUACGCCUGGUGCUAGUCCUGCUCAUCCUACGGCUAUGUCACGGACUAGUAGACGUUCCUAUCAAGCGGAUCCGUAUUAUGAUGGUGAUUACCCUGAUCCUGCGCCGAGAAGAUUCAGGAGUUAUGAUGAAUUUAGCCAAGGAAGUGGUGCAAGUCAUGACGAUUACGAAAGUAGUGUUUUAGGAGACAGUAAACUUAAUGACGACGAUUUAUUACCUCCUCCUCGACGUCAUGUGGUUCAAAGUGUUGUUACUAGUGUUGAACCUCCUCCAUCGUCAAUGUUACACCCACCACCAGAUAUACGACAUCUACAAAAAGAAAGAGUGCAUUUGCUUGAACAAUUAGAAGAAUGUCAUAGUAGUGGUGAUGAGGGUUUUGCGCCUAAGAAACGACCAAAGCUCGAGUCAUCGUCGUCAAUACUUUGCGAGGAUGAUGAACCUGAAAUAGCAUCACUUCUUGUAACCUCACACUCUGGAAGAAAAGGAAUGGAUGUGAGAAGAGUUAGUGAUAGUAAAAUACUUGUACAUCAUAGCACACGAAGAGGAAGUUGUGAAGGACGGGGGCCUGGACCUUGUAAAAGAAGAAGAGAUACUUCAAGUAGACAUCAUGAACAUCAUGAUGGCUCUAGGCCUGGUACGCCUCUUGUAGAUGAACGACCAGAGAAUAUCAUUCCAAGUGAGCCUAGGAGGUUUAGAGAGAGAAGUCAAGAGGGUCCACUCUCAUUGCCUCUUCCUAGGUUUGCUGCACAAAUGAUGAAUAAUAACAACACGAGUAAUAGCAACAACAACAAUAACAACAAUAGCAGUAGUAGUAGUAAUAAUAGUAACAACAAUAAUAUUAACACUAUUAGUAACAAUACUAUUAACAAUAAUAAUACUAGCUGCACGAAAUCGAGCAGUUCAGGAUUAUCAAAGGUCAUGAGUCCGCCAGGUGCAUCUAAUUUAUCAUCAGUUCCUAGUCCAGUCCCUCAACCACCAGCAUCUCCACCUCCAAGACAUUCAAGUCCGAGUCCAACGAGCUCAGACAGUGAAAUAGCACCACAAUCUCCAAGUUUUGCCGAGAAGAUACGUUCUCUUGAUGAAAGGUACGAAAAAUGGUCAGGCUCACGAGCUUUAAGUGCUGCAGGCGGUGAUACAUUAGCAAGGCUUGAUGCUUCAGCAUCGGAAAAGUUUAGGCUGCGUCAUAGACUUCUUGAUCUUGACGUCAAUCAACUUCAACCUUCAGACAUCGCUCAAUCGGUGUUGGCAAAAAAGAGUGUAUUUGACGAAGAUUCUAAAAGACUUGAAAAUUUUAGCGAGAAAUAUGAACCCAAAGAAUUUACUGGAGUAACUGGUGUGGGUUCUUCGAGCUUAUCAUCUAACUUAGGCAGUAGUGGGGCCUGUAGUAGUAAAGUUGGUUUGCAGUAUCCGUUCCCUAGUCAUCCACCGGUACAACAGUCCAACAAUACUACAUCUAGUACAGGAAACAUGGUUUCUUCAUCAAUCUUAACGACAGUAGCAACAGCAGCAACAACGACUCUUGUUUCGCCCUCGCUCAAGACUGAUCCACGAACAGCUGUACAUAACUGUGUACAUCCAACGCCUGCGACUCCAAUUACUCCUGGAACAUCAAUCAAGACUGCCAGUCCAGAGUUACCUCCGGUAUCUUUACCAAUUGGGCUAGGUAGCGGUACAGCAGCGAGUAUCAACAGCUUUAACAGUAGUUUGGCAUCAGCAAGUAAUCUUAAUAGCAAUUCUGCUCAAGCUCUUGCUGCCUCUACUGCAAGAACAACCAAUAUUGGAUCUACCUCGAUAGCUAGUGCAGUUACAUCUUCAACAUCAACUUCUAGCAUAGCAUUAAUUAGUACAAUAACUUCUAUUACUACUGCAACUACGACUAUUGCUACAUCAAGUAGUAGUCAUCAUCAAUCAUCUACGUCUUCAGCAUCCAUAACUUCAACUUCUUCCAUAUUAUCAUCUACAAUAACAACCCCUUUAGUUGAUUCAACUCGAAUAAAACAAAGAAAGGAAGGUAGCAGUAAAGAUAGUCGCGAUAGUCGAGAUCCAAGGCAUAACAGGGGAAAAGAGAACUCUAGGAAAACGAAAAAAGAUGAUAAUGAACUCGAAAAGAAUCGAAAAGAACGAGAUGAUAAAGAUGAAAAGUCUAUUACGUCGAUUGAGUCAUCGAGCGAAACAGAAAAACAUAGCAGAGAAAUGAAAGAAAAUAAAGAAGCUAGGUAUGAACGUAAAGAACGAGAAGAGCGUGAUAAGAGAGAUAAAGAAGACCGAGAAAGACAAGAAAGGCGAGAUAAAGAGGAUCGUGAUAGACAAGAACGAAAAGAGCGAGAGGAACGAGAACGACGAGAAAAAGAUGAAGAACGUCGUGAAAAAGAGAGGCUCGAUAAAGAACGUCAAGAAAAAGAAAGGAAAGAAAAAGAGGAAAGAGAACGCGAAAGAAAAGAACGGGAAGAAAAUGAAGCUCGAGAAAAAGAGAAACGUGAAAAAGAUCGAAUUGAAAAAGAACGAAAAGAACGGGAAGAAAAAGAAAGGCAAGAACGACGAGAACGAGAAGAGCGUGAGAGGAAGGAACGGGAAAUGAGACUUGAGCGAGAGAAACAAGAAAAAGAACGAAUUAGAAAAGAACGAGAAGAACAAGAGAAACGAGAAAGAGAAGAACGCGAACGAGUCGAGCGGGAAAGGAGACGAGAGGAAAAAGAAAGAAUCGAUAGAGAACGGAAAAGAGAGAAGGAGGAGAGAGAAAAAGUUGAACGUGAAAGACGAAAAGAAAAGGAAGAACGUGAAAAGCAAGAGAAAGAGAAGCGAGAAAAAGAUGAGAAAGAGAAACUUGAAAAAGAGAAAGAAAAACAUGAAAAAGAAAAGAGAGAAAGGCGAGAAAGAGAAGAUCAAGAGAGGCGAGAGAAAGAAAAGGCUGAACACACCAAAAGACGUGAUCGCGAAGAAAAAGAUAAAGAAAAACGCGAUCGCGAUGAAUCAAGACGACAACCUACGGAAAAUCAUCUUCAUCUUUCAAAUCAGACUCAAGGGCAAGCUUCUCCUGCGCCUGUACCUUUAAAACGACGAGGUUCCUCUCAAGAUACUCCUCAAGAAGAUGAGAGUAAAAGAAUGAAAAUUUCUGACCACAGAAGAGACAGCAAAGACCGACCUAAACAAAACCGAAGGUCAGAAGAUCGAAAACACAGAAAUGAUUCACACAGAGCUAGUCGAGAAAGCAGGGAAAAUCGGGACAGUAAAGAUUCAUCAACAUCAGUUCAAAGUCAAGAGAGUAGAGAGAGCAGAGAUGCAUCACAAUCUCAUACAGAUGUAAAUAAAGAACCUCGAGAUUUGAAAGAGUGUCGAGAAAAUCGGGAGAGUAGAGAUAGUCGUGAAUCAAGGGAAAGUCGUGAUAGUCGAGAGAAUAGAGAUAACCGAGACAAUACAAGUGGAAAAGACAAACAGAAAAAACGAAAUCGGUUGGAACGAUCGGAUAGAGAAAGAGAACGAAGUCCGCGGGUAUCUCAUGAACUCGAUAAAGAUUUUCUGGGAAGAAUAGAGCUCUCUAAACGAACCGAUGCAAGUCCUCCUAAUAAUCAAGGUUCUCAUCAUAGGGAAUCAUCACAACGUGACCAUCAUCAUGUUCCCCUCAAUCUUCACAGUGAUAAUGAUGAUGGUCAUUCUUCAAAUCAUGAAAUGCAAACGAGACAUCCGUCUCAUACUGAUACCGAUAGUGAUGAGCCUAAGAAACAUUCGAUAUUUGAUAUUCCUGACGAUGAACCUGCUUACAUUUCUAUGUAUGACAAAGUAAAAGCUCGAUCGACGAAAAAUAUGCAAAAACUUGAAGAAGAAAAGCGUCAAGUUAAGUUAAAAGAUAAAUUUUCACAGUUAAAACAAAGUCGUGCGAGACGCGAAGAGAAGAAACAAAGUACUUCCUGGGAUGGUGACUCUGUGAGCAGUAAAGCUCUUACAGAAGACGAAGGUACUUCUGAAUCAGACUCUACUCGUACUAAGUCACUUUCCAGGAAAGGAUCACGCUCACGAAUUCAUUCAGACACUAGUGAGGAAGAGGAAUCGUUCAACAACAAAGUACACAAGAUAAAAACUGAGAGAUUCUUAGAGAGUGAUGUUGAUCUUGGUUUUGCAGACACUGAAGAGAAACAUAAUAUUACAGUGUCUUCAUCAAUAAAUAACAUUAGGCCGGUUAAAGAAGAACCUAGAUCUUCAGACGAUGAGGAACGAGUGGUUUCUUUCCCAUCAAAUCAUCCUGUUGUUAAUAAUCAUCAGCGAGAUUCGAGGAAGAAGUCUCAUAAAAAGAAACAAAAACGUUCAAAAAUAUCUGUUUCUAGUGAAGAAGGAAGUAUUAAACUUGAAUCUUCGGACAAUAAUGAACAUAAAACUAAAAAUGUAUUGUCUAGUUCUACUGAGUGUCGGCCAAAUCAUGUCAAUGAUUCGACUACCGUUGCAUCAGCGACAGUUAGUGAGACGUCUGAUGAUAGAAUGCGAGCUGAGAAAAAGCAGAGGAAUAAGAAAGAAAAGCGAAGAGAAAGAACUAGUGAAGAUAAAGCCAAGACGAGAAGAAAGAGACUUAGUAGACAAGAAGCAAGAGAUUCUCAACGAAUGGAGGAUAUUUUUGGUCCUUUAUCUGAUGAUGUUGACGAAGCACCACCAACAGCAUUCUUCAAUCGUCUGGGCAGUCUUCCAUCAGAAAAUAACGCCUACGGGUCUGAUAGUGACGUUGCAAGAUCUCCUAUACUCGAUGUAGAAAGAGUCAGAAGAAAAACAGAGAAGAAGCGACGUCAUCAAGCUGAAGAUGAAAAUAGUGUUGAUCUUGCAGAAGCUGGACGAGAAAUUGAAGCUAAACUUCUUGGAUUACCUGUCUCUCCUAAGACUGCAACUGGUACAGAGAGCAAUGACCAUGACGUCUUCAGGUUUACUGAUGACAAUGAUAGUAUUGAACCAUCAACAUCUGCGACGGUGCCAGAAAAGGUCAAAGAGAAAAAGAAAAAGCGAAAGAAGUCAAAAGAGGAGCGUAGUAGAAAGGAUUAUCAUCAUCACCAUCACCACCACCAUCAUCAUCAUGAUAAAAGUGGAGCCUUGCCGUAUUUGGGAGCUGAUCCUAGUCCUCCACGAGCUAGUAGUCCUCUACCUCGUAAAACUGCUUCUCCGACUCUUCCAUCGAGAGAAACAUUGCUCAGUCCUAUUCCAAAGAAUUCAACACCUAUCUCUGCACCUUUACCAGUCGAUACAAUUUCUACUAAAUUGGAAAAGAAAAAAGAUAAAUUUAUUCCUGGUUUUGGUAUUGAUAUCGACGAAAAAAUUCAUGAAAAUGCUAUUAAAAGCAUAUCUGAACCUGAAGAACGUGAAAGUGAUCGACAGUCUGGUAUUGGUAAUCAUGAACCUGAAGUGUCAGCACCCGCUACACCUCCGCCACAAGUGGAAGAUAAACCUCGAGUUGUUAUUUCACAAGAAGAAACUGAAGAUGCGGUGGCUGCCUUACUGGAAGAAACCUUUGGUGUUUCUACAGAAGACUUUUCGUAUGAAGGUGACGAAGAAGAAGCGGAAGCUGACGGUGCUAGUGGUCCACAACCAGAAGCACCUCAAGAAGAUGUUGAAGAAAUGCAACAAGCUGUAGAAAGCCUUAAUGCAUCUACGGCGGAAGCUGAUGCUGAUUUAAAACCUGAUACUCCUCAAAGUGAACACGAUUUACAAAUUGACACUGAUACUGAAGAAGAUCCUACAUAUGACUCAUUCGACCUAACACAACCACCAAAGACACCGGAUAUUCCUUCAUUCUACAAAUCUCCAGUUAAUAAACAAACUGUACCAGUAGUUCCUGAGAAGGUAGCACAAAAUUCAAUGACUCCGCCAGUUUCUGUAAAACCACCAAGCCCGCCGCCAACUUCAAUUAUCACGCAUUCGUGGCCAGACGACCACAAACCAGUCAUAACUGCACCACAAACUGAAGCCACAGAUGCGGAAGUCAAUCAAGAGAAAUUUGUAGGUCAUGAGGCUUUAACGGUUCCUCCAUCUUCACCCACGCCUCAAUACAAGCAACCAUUCCCUUGUAGUGUACCUAUUAUUAAUGAAACACCAAGAUUAUCAGCUGCUAGUCCACGACCUUCUGUUACCUCAGCGCAGCAGCCUCUUUAUCAAAGACUUCCUGUCUCACCACAAAGUCAAAUGGCUCCACCACUACGACAAACACCACCAAGGAUGCCAGUAGUUACGACAAUACCGUCUUCAUCUGUAUCUGGAACGCCUACAACGGUACCACCUCUUGUUCAAUCUCGAGUUUCAACUCUUGUACCUUCACAAUUAUCUCCACGUGUUUCUCAACCAUUAUCGCCUAAUGGCCAAUGGUCCAGAGGCUCUACAAUUAGUUCUCAUCUUUCUCACGCGGUAAAAUCAACAACAACACCUGCAAGAAUAGCUGUGAGUGUUCCACUCUCGAUUCAUCGCCCUGAAGUAUCGUCUCAGCAUAUUUAUUCAACGGCUGCAAGUCAACAACCAUUAAUUCAACAUGCACCUGGAAUGCGAGCCUUGGCACCAAGUUAUCCUCGAGGAGGUCUUCCACCAUUAAGUUUAAAUAUUCCUACUCGUUUGUAUAUGCCUGUACCUUCACUAGUAUCUGGAAUUCCUAGAGAUCCAAGCAAACCACGAGAUCCAAUAGCAUUCGAAGGCAAAUCUGUUAUUGAAACACUAAUUCCAGCUCACCCUAAUGAGUCUCCACAACGAUUAGAUGAACCUAAAUUGUCUCCGGCUGUAAUUCCAGAAUCAACUAAUAAGGCCUCGACAUCUCCAAAAGUUCCUUCGCCCAAUCAACCACCAACAUUCAUUCCUGAGACAGCAAAAAUUGAAAUCAGUGCCAGCACAUCAACGUCCAUUCUUGCCAAAACUUCAAGUACAACUGAGAGUGUUGCUUUAUCUCCACGACAAAAGCAGCAGUCGAUUGCAGAAAGUGAUAUGUUAUCUCCGAAACAAAAGCAAGAGUUAACAAAUGUUCAUCUUCUUACAACUCAUCCUUCACAUACUUCUGCACCAAGUCCUGUUAUUGUUGCUCAUGGUCAACAUCUUGUCCACAAAUCUGUUGUUCAUUCUAAUAUCAAUUUAGUACCUCCAACUGUUUCAUCACCUAAUCAGCCAUUGAUAAAAACAGUUGUACCGGUCGUAAGCCAACAUGUAUCACAAGCUUCUCAAGUAUCUCAUGAAAAAUCACCGAUUGUCUCCCAAGCACAUCAACCAAGUGGACAAUUAUCACGACAAACUCCAAUUUCACAAGGAAUUUUACUCGUCAAGUCACAUAUUCCUCUGGUUUCUACUGUUACCCAAUCAUCAAUCACUAAAGUAUCUACUUCUAGUGUUACUUCAAUACCUACCACAAUUUCUACAUCGACAACACAGUCUGUGAUUGAAGCCAAUCCCACUGAUGUACCAGAAAGAUUUGGAGAUCAAAAAACUAAAGUUGAACCUACUGAAGAUUUGCCGACUCCACCAUCAUCGAAACCGGUUGUUACAUCAUCUCAACCACCUCAAACUUUCGAUGCAGAAAAGCAAGAAGAAACCUCUCAAGCUAUUGACCUUCAUAAAACGCCAGAGAUCGAAACUAAACCGCAAGAACAAGCAUCUGAAAAUAUCGAAUCAAAAGUUAAAGUAGAGAAGUUUGAAGAAGAAAAUACAGACAAUUCUACAGCUUCUUCAGCUCCUGUUAACUUAUCGGAAUCGACUGUCGUUAAAACUGAAUCUCAAGUAACGACGGAAACACCAGAAGAAGUUAAAAAUGUUGACGUGGCUGUAAAAAACGACGAUGAAGAUGAAGAUACAACUGAAGAGUCUGUAAAAGAGCCAAGUUCUGAUCCUCUGGCUAUUGAUAAUUCAAAAGAAGAUCCUACUGAUAGUAAAGAAGACAGUGAUUACUGGUCUGCUAAAGAAGUAAAUAUCGAAAGUGUCAUUAAAACUGUCGAUGCUCUUUGCGAUGCACUGUUUACAGGUAAAGAGAUUAACUAUGAUGAAGAUGAGGAAACAAGCGAAGAUCAUCAUGAUACGAGUAAAAGUGAAGACUGGCCGGAUAAUGAGUCUGCUGAAGGAGACAGCAAAAAAGACUUUUCUAAUAAUGAUGAUCAAGAUGAAGGGGUUGAAACGUGUGAAGUUGAAUCUACGAGAUCUCGUCGUGCAAGAUCAAAGAAGGGUCGUGGAGGUCGUGGUGGGGUGGCUUCCAGGCGAGUAAAUAGAACCACAACUCCGGGUAAAAGAGGUGGAAGGACAGCACGAAAUAACAAACAAGAAAAGAAUAAACUCCCGGCGGAUGUAUAUGAAUUUCAUGAUGAUAGUGAAGAAGAUAAUGCUGGCCGUCCACGACUUAUUUUAACCAUCAAAUCACCUGGACCAACUGUGGCUACUGGUCCUAAUGCUCAAUCUACUCAACCAGUGGCCGCUGUUAAAGAAGUUUCGGCCGAAGAAUUUGUGUCGCCAGCUGCAAAUACGAGAAAAUCUAAGCGAUUGGCUGAAAAAGAUGGUAGUAGAACAACUGUUGAUGAUGUUAUUGAAGAUGUUGUACGGGGUGCAGCCAAUAAAGGACUCUUACCUGGCACUCAUGCUACUAGAAGAAGUACUAGACACAAUAAUGCAACACCUAAACCAGUUCAACAACCAAUAAAUCCAGUAGAGCCACGUAAAUCAGCUAGAGGUGCUAGAAAAACAACUAGAAGGACUUCUGAAACCAAUGAAGAUAGUGGUGAAGAAAAGAGUAAAGAUGUAACAGUUGGAAGAGAAUCUAGUACUGAAGAGCCUGAGACAAAUGAAACUCCAAAGGUGGAAGAACCCAAGCCUACUACUCAUCCACAAGCAAUUCAAAAACCAACAUCUUCAGCGUUAGAACCAAUGACUCUUAUAGAUCCUGUUACUGGAAUGCUUAUACCGAUGAGAGAAUCUGAAGAGGGUCAAUAUAUACCCGUCUCUUCAGCAUCCGGACAGACUCAGAAUAUUCCAAGGCCUAUUGUAGAAACCAGAAUACUUACAGUUGAAAAUAAUACAAUUGAAAAUUAUCCUCAGCAUCCAAGACCUGUUUCUGAAGAAGUUAAACCGCCACAACCAAUACAACCACAAUCACUACCACCACCGCCAUCAACAGAAGUUGCAGAGCCAAGUAUGGAGCCUGCAGACUUGAGUCAACCAUCAAAGAAUCAAUCAAUAACGUCUCAGCCGAGUGUUAUUACGAAACCACAACCCCCAGCUGCGCCUCCAGUGUCUUCCGUAGUCAUUCAGCCGACAAUAACUUCAACAACAUCAACAAUAGUUACUACUGCUACGAAUCUUGUCGUUACUCAAACACCUGUGUCCACAGUACAAUCUAAGCCAACUAGUUUGAAAGCUCAUGUAUUAAAUCCAAGUAAACUUGCCAGCACUCCUGUUGCUCAACAAAUUGUUGUAAACAAGCCCAUGAUGUCUAUGCCAAGCCAACCAACAGUUUUGAAUAUUAUUAAACAGCCCAAUCAAGCACAUCAAGGACUACGUUUACAAAUUCCACCUGGUAGAGUAGUUUCUCCGAGUUUAAGUCCAAGAGCAAAGCAGCAACAAAUACCUCCAGUAAGCAGUUCUGUUGUUGCCGCAGCUGCUGCUAAUGGAAAGCCUGGCCAGCCAAUGUCACCAGUACUAAACAGUUCAAACAUUCCACCAAAUCCUAAGCAACAUCUUCUUCAAGCUGCUAAACAACAACAACAACAACAGCAGCAGCAACAACAACCGCCUACGAUCGUUAACAUGCCACAGAAAAUAGGGAUUAACGUUCAUCCAAGUAAUGUAGCGACAACUCCGGUCCCAAGAAUCCACAAUCCAGUUUCUCAAGCAACAAGUUUAAAGGGUAUCAAUGGUCAGCCUCAUUUACCCAAUCCAAAAGCUCAUUUAUUGCAAGCCUUAGUUCCCACAAUUGUCAGUGGAGGAGUUUCUAGUCCUCCCACUGAAUCACAUAUCAUUGGAUCCAAGCCUGUUAUUUCUGCAGCGAGUUGCUCACGUUCUGCAGUACUUAAAUCUCAGAUGGCUGGAAUGGAACCACCUAAAGUUGAGGUUUCAAUGUCUGGAUGUAUUAUGGUGCCAACUGCAAGCCCAGGACGAGGAGUUCCAGUUCCUCCCUUUGAAGCAGCACUGCAUGGACCUCCAGGCGCAGCUCCAUCACCAGGAGGUCAAUACGGGCUCGUUCCUCCACAUCGAACUCAGAGCCCUCCACUGCCCCCACCUGCUCAUCAUCAUGCUAAUGCUUCUCAGGGUGACGUUGUCAAUCAUUAUGGAGGACUUUCAAGGGCUGCUGAACUACCACCCCAUUAUAUACAUCCAUUGCAAUUCCAACAAUAUCUCAGAGCUCAACAGGAAGCAUUGACAGCUCCUCGAAUCGCGUAUCAUGUGCCUGAUGCACGAUCUCCUCAUCUUCCAUUAGAUCCAAAGAUGGAAGCGGGUGGUGAAGAAAGCCAUAGUCCACCUCUGGAGCUGAUAAGAGCCACUAGAACUCCUCAUGAUCGAACAACAGACAGCCCACAAAUCGCACAAGUUUAUAUGCUUCAUGGUAGUCAACGGCUUCCACCUCCGCCACAAUAUAAUGCGACAAAUCCAGCUCUUGCUGGCGGUCCUACAGGUGCUCGAGGUGGUUAUUAUGAUCCUCCACCUGCACACAUUCGUUCUCAAUAUCCUAUGGCUGCUAGUGAAGCACCAACAGACCGUGCACUUACUCCAGAUCGACACAGAAAACAUCAAGUGGCAACUCCACCUCAUGCCUCUCAAGUUCCUCCACAAGCAGAUUCUCUUCUUAUGCUCUUACAACGAUACCCCGUCAUGUGGCAAGGGUUAUUGGCUCUUAAAAAUGAUCAAGCUGCUGUUCAAAUGCAUUUUGUAUUUGGAAAUCCUAAUGUAGCUCAGGAUAGUCUUCCAUGUAACAGCGAUGGAUCAACACCACCGUUGAGAAUUGCUCAGAGAAUGAGGCUUGAACAAACUCAAGUUGAUGGAGUAGCAAGAAAAAUGCAGACUGAUAAUGAACAUUGUAUGCUAUUGGCGCUACCUUGUGGACGAGAUCAUAUGGAUGUUCUUCAACAGAGUAAAAAUUUACAGACAGGUUUUAUAACUUAUCUUCAACAAAAGCAAGCUGCUGGAAUCGUUAAUAUUGCAGCACCAGGUUCACAACAGCCUGCAUAUGUAGUACACAUAUUCCCAUCGUGUGACUUUGCCAACGAAAGCCUUGCUAGGAUAGCACCAGAUUUACUACACAGAGUGGCGGAGAUUGCUCAUUUAGUCAUCGUCAUCGCUACUGUUUGAGAUCGACAAGUUGACCAGAUUGUGAUCAAUCUCUGCAUUUUUUGUAUCAUUUCUUUCUGUCGUCUCUUCCUUCACGCCAAGCGGGUAUAUAUCGCAACGAGGCAUGAAGCCUCAGCGUCCCGUAACCACAAGGAUGAACUUCAGACUUUAAAGAAAAUCAACACUUGGAACCUGAAGAAAAGAAAUUUAUUGAUAAAAAUAAUAAUUUAAUGACAAAAAAUAAAUUACUUCCUACAAGAUUACCUUGACAAUAGGAAGGAUAACUGGCCAAAGGCUUACUUGAUUGAUUGUAACCCUAAAGGGGGACGGGGUUGUGAUAGAGGGGAGGUUAGCAAGGUAAAAGUAAGGUAUAAAAAUGUAAAAAAAAAAUCCUUGCAUUCCUCUGCACUCUUUUGGUGCCGAAAUUGGAAGGUUCCAAUGGUCUGGAGGGUCUUCAUUGACCAAACAGUCUAUCACUGAUCAUGUUUGUGGGAACGACCGACUUCACUCUUGGUCUCUCCGACAAGCUGGUCAGACACAUCCCCCUCCUACCAGGAUUUUAUUAACCAUUGAAUAACUAAAUAUGAUUUUAUAAGACAAAAAGAGUCUUUAUAAGUUAUCCGCACUUGUUUCUUUACACACGAUAAAAAAUAUAUACCUUCCUUGCACUUUGGUUGCGGAUAACAUUGAAUAAUCUGAUUCAUAAAGAAAGAAAAUAAAUAAUUAAUGAGUAAAAUAAAAUAAAUAAUAAGAAAACAGAAUAAAAUAACCAAUCUAUAAACGAGUUACUUUUUAAGGCUUAGACGUUAAUGUUGUAUAAAUUUAAGGGAGCCAGCGAGGGCAUAACUACUGUGAUUUUAAUUAUUUAACGAUAUCUGCAUAAAAAAAAAACAUAAAUGUGGCCGUUAAAAUGGUCCGUGCGAUAUGUGAUGUGUUUUUGUAUAAUAUUACUCUAUAUAAAUAUGAAACCAUUGUAUUAUAUAACUGUAACAAUAGUUGCUGCCGCCGCCGAAGCCGCUGCUGCUGCUCCUGUCGAAUUAGAAAGUGAAAGAUAAAAGUUAUAAAUUCAUGUAGACGUUAUAAUGAAGAAAAAAAUAAUUGAGCGAAAACUCUACCAAUGUAGUGUUUAUCUUUAGUGUAUCAUAAAAGUCUUUUAGCAGGAUGUACUAUAUUGCAAUUAUAAUGAUUAUUAUAAUUAUAUUAGUUAUUAUGGAUUAUUAUUAUAAAAUUAUUAUAAAAUUACUAUUAUUAUUAUUAUUAUUAUUAUUAUUAUUAUUAUUAUUAUUAUAUUAUGCUUAGAAUAUCGAUAUGUACAUUAUGAAAAAUUUAUAAUAUUAAUUAUAAUAAUUCUAAAUUCUUUAUUAUUAUUAUUAUUGUAUCAUUACUAUUAUUAUUGUAGUUAUUAUUAUUCUUAUUCUUAUUAUUAUUCAUGAAAUUUUCGUUCAUGAUUAUCGCCUAACGCUAUGCUGCGAAUUUAACACUAUGUCCUAUCAUUACUAUGCUACAAUUAUUACUUCUUAUCACUAUACUAUUCUAAUAUUACUAUCAGCUAACUAUUCUACUCUACUACUGCUGCAGUCGAUUAUUACUAAAGUUAUUAUUCAAGCUAUAGCUAAUUAUGUAUCGAUUUGCACGUUUAAAACAAACUAAAAGGGCUCUUAUUUAAAUUUAAAAUACCAUGUCAUACUAUUUUUCAUGUAUGACCGAUCUCAAAUGACCAUUAGUGCUGCCCUAUAUUCACUUUACCCCUCUUUAAAUUUAUGCAAAAUAUCUUUCUGACAAAAGAGAUUAAAAAAUCAUCAACAACGCGUCAUGAACGCUCCUAGCAUCAUAUAAUAUCUGAAAUAAUGCGGUGUUGUAUAAUAGAAACACAAAAAUUUACAUUAAAAGUAACACUGUGUAACACAAAGCCCUAAAAUAACAAAACAAAAUAAUGAAAAAUUGUUAAACAAGUUUUACCAGAGAUAAAACAAAAAAUCGAAUAUAAAAGAAUCAGUUAUUACAUUAUAUAUUAACAAUAUUGCUUUUGCGCAUAGGGCGCAUGUCUUUAGAGAGUACCAGUUAAUUAAAUUGAUGAAAAAAUGAUUCAAUUUACGAUGAGGUAUGGGCGGAGUGUAAUAACUUUUUAACUAAUUUGUUGACAUUCAACAAUGGUAGCUUUCAAGCUAGAAAAAAAAAAAGAUUUAUUAUGUAAAGAAAAUGAACACAGACUUGAGUGCGUAAAAUACA
Chelonus insularis is the source of this 17686-nucleotide messenger RNA. It is a transcript of the gene spen, whose product is annotated as split ends. The transcript is spliced from 11 exons. Lineage: Eukaryota; Metazoa; Arthropoda; Insecta; Hymenoptera; Braconidae. Bases 2087 to 15478 code for a protein of 4463 amino acids. The record is from RefSeq and is a predicted model, not a curated record. Gene Ontology annotation, cellular component: nucleus. Gene Ontology annotation, biological process: regulation of transcription by RNA polymerase II. Gene Ontology annotation, molecular function: mRNA binding.